Molecule: messenger RNA, 1415 nt
Organism: Paramecium octaurelia
Lineage: Eukaryota; Ciliophora; Oligohymenophorea; Peniculida; Parameciidae
Source: the annotation of a GenBank genome assembly
AUCUACAAUAUGCAAUCCAAAUCAGCCUUAGAUUAUGAAGGAAGGGUGUUUAGAUGCUUUGCCGUUUAUGAUUGUAAUAAACAAUAAGUGUUAAUUUCUAUUAAACGUCACUGUGGCAACCUAUUUACAGAAACCAUACUGAAAGUCAAAGAAUAUGUUAAAUAAAAUCUCUACGAUUCCCAACGCAAUUAAGUAAACAUUGCUGGUGGAUCGAGAUGUGAGUGGCAUGGAAUAUUAGACGAAAAGACAAGUUUACAAUUUCUCAUAUAAGUUAAGACUGUUAUUUUUUAAUGAUGACUUUCCCUGGAUCACAUCAAAGUGCCAUCCUGCAAUCCUUACUAGAAUUAUAACAAAUCAUCCUCUAUGUACCCAACUACUAGAAUGUAUAAAUAUAUAUAUUACUAAUCUUAGUUGAAUGAAUCAAAUUUUCCACCAACAAAAAGAAAUGAUCUCCUGGCUAAGUUAGAUGAACUUGAAUAAAAAUAUGUGAAAGACAUCGGACCAGAAGGACAACCUGACGAAUCUGAAAGGGGAAUCCAAUAAGAGUAGAAGACAGCUAGCAAUUAGUUCCUCGUAAGCACUCCUUAGUACUUUUUAUUAUUAAAAUCCUUAGAAUUAAUUCAAUUAGACAGCCUGCUUAAUAAUCCAAGAUUUAAGAGUAAUAUAGAAAAUACUCUGUCUACAGAUGCUUUAUGAUCUACAAUGUAGUUGGCAACAAAACCCUUUUCUGUUUAAAAAGAGGAACCUCAAAAUCCUUUGAUGAUACGAAAGGAUCGAUUAUAAAUUAAAUAAAGAAACAACUGUAUGAAACCACCAAAUUUGAAGUAUUUGCUUAAGGAAAUUAAAGAUGCGAAUGGCAUGGAAUAUUAGAUGAAAAAAAAUGUAAAAUGUAAUUAAUAUUCAAAGCAUGCUACUUUCUGAUGAUGACUUUUCCAUCAACAACUAAGAAGAAUGUAAUAGAGGCUUUGGAAGAUUUGAAAAAGACCUUUAUUCAAAUUCCGAAUUAUGACGCCAUUCAACCAAAUGACCUGGAGAGAAGAGUCAAAUUAGAUGUGUAAAAGCAAAUUGAUAACCUUGAGAUUAAAUACUUCAACUUAAAUGGUAACGAAGGAGUGGCUAGUGAUAAUGAGUAAUCUGAAAUCAGGAGAGACUUCAUAACAUCCAAUCAAAUCGCAUAAACAUAAACAUCUAAAUUGAACCCUCCAAGUGCGAUUAAAGAAAGUGAUAGCUACAAUCCACCAGAAAUACAAGAGAGUGGUAAGAACUUAUAUGACACACUUGAAAUCAAUGCAAAAAGAGAACUAGAAGAAUUAGCAAAAUUUAAACCAAUGCUCUAGGAUGCACAAACAUAUAUUUUUGUUGGAAUAGGAAUCACGUUUACUCUGUUCCUUUCAUUGAUUAUAAUCAUAGCUUGA